AUGGACACUUCAACCUUUUCCCUCCCGCGGGACGCUUCUAUCCACCUCGACAUCGACAUGGCGACCACGCUGACUUCGGCCCGGGCACAGGCCACGGCCGCGUUCCUGAGCGCGCCGUGGAUGUUCGCCACGAGACAGACGUACGACAAGGAGACGAACCCGGAUGGUGUGAUUUCUUUUGCGCUGGCUGAGAAUAAACUAGCUGUUCAAGAUGUACGGGAUUUUGUCAAUCGCAAUGUCACAUUCGAGGUCAACGACUUCAACUACGGCACCACCGAUCGCUUUCCCAGGGCGCUCGCGGCGCAUCUCACAGAGUACCUGCAUCCAUUCCUGCCCAUUGAGCCCGAGCACAUUCGCGCAACCAGCUCGUGCACUGCGCUGCACGACAUGCUCGCCUGGGCCGUCGCCGACCCCGGCGACGCCAUCCUUCUCAACAGGCCCAUCUACGGCCGCUUCGAACUCGACUUUACCAACCGCGAGAAAGUCAAGAUCCUGUAUGCCGACACGGACGCCGAGACGUGCCUGCAAGUGAGCGCCCUUCAAAAGUACGAGGAAGCCCUCGCCGAGGCCGCUGCGUCCGGCAUCAACGUGCGAGCCAUUCUCAUCGUCAACCCCAACAACCCACUCGGCCAAUGCUACCACCGAGACACGCUUGUCGAGCUCAUGAAGCUCUGCCAGCGGCACCAGAUCCACCUCAUCAGCGACGAAGUCUACGCCUGCUCCGUCUUUCCCUCCGACGAGCCCGCUGCCACGCCCUUCACCUCCAUGCUGUCCAUUGAUCCGAGGGGGCUCAUCGACGCCGAUCUGCUGCACGUCGAGUACGGCUUCGCCAAGGACUUUGCCGCCGGCGGGCUCAAGCUCGGUGCCCUCGUCAGCCGGAGCCGGCCCGUGCUGCGCGCCCUCGACACUUUAAUGCGCUUCCACACGCCGUCGGGCGCAGUCCUUAACAUGGCCUGCGCGCUGCUCGAGGACCGCGUGUGGUGCCGCGCGUAUAUUGACCGUAUGCGCGCGCGCAUCAAGGACGCGCACGCCCAUGUGGCGGCGCAGCUGCGUGCCGCGGGCAUACCGUUCCUACCGGGCUCCAACGCGGGCUUCUUUGUGUGGAUUGAUCUGUCGGCAUACCUGCCGACGGAGCUCGAUGGCGAGGAGAAUGCCGACUUUGCGUUGACGAAAAAGGCCCUGGCCAAGGGCGUAUUUGUGCAGCCCAGGGAGGAGCACGCCAACAAGCCUGGCUGGUUCCGGCUCGUGUAUACCCAAGACCCAGAGAUUAUCACAGAGGGCAUCAAAAGACUCAAGAGCGCGAUAAUGUGA
Molecule: messenger RNA, 1311 nt
Organism: Cordyceps militaris CM01
Lineage: Eukaryota; Fungi; Ascomycota; Sordariomycetes; Hypocreales; Cordycipitaceae
Product: aspartate aminotransferase, putative
Exons: 5
Coding region: 1-1311 (436 amino acids)
Biological process (GO): biosynthetic process; amino acid metabolic process
Molecular function (GO): pyridoxal phosphate binding; transaminase activity
Source: RefSeq, a predicted model, not a curated record